Molecule: messenger RNA, 474 nt
Organism: Nematocida parisii ERTm1
Lineage: Eukaryota; Fungi; Microsporidia
Exons: 1
Biological process (GO): protein neddylation
Cellular component (GO): nucleus
Molecular function (GO): NEDD8 transferase activity
Source: RefSeq, a predicted model, not a curated record
AUUAGCAUUGCUCAGAAUAGAAGCAGAAUUUAAAGAAUUAGUCUACAGCAGUAAUGAAAAAGUCUCUUUAUUAUGUGAAAAUGAGAGUUUUAUUCUUGUGUAUACGCUUACCUUAUUAGAUGGUUAUUAUAAAAAUCAUACUUAUGUGUUUAAUAUUAACAUACCACAGAAUUAUCCAUUCAGUCCUCCAAAACCUGUCUGUAUAACAAAAGUACUGCACCCAUCAAUUGAUGACUUAGGAAGGAUUUGCUUAAACAUAACGAGAGAGGAUUGGUCUGUACAGCAAACUCUGCAAGUGGUAAUAUUUGGAAUAUCUUCAAUAUUUUAUGAUGUACCAACUGAGAAUCCAUUCAAUCAGAAAGCGCAUUCUUUAUUAAUGAAGAAUCCUUCUGAUUUUAUAAAAGAGGUGAAUUUAGUAUAUAAUAGUAAUAAAAUAUAAUACACACUGUGUAAAAAAUAAAAAUAAAAUGAGCA